AUGGAAACAAGAUCGAAGCUAGAGGAUAAAGCAUUGAAAAUGCUAGAGGCUGCAUUAAGCAAAGCUUCUCAAAAUAAAGUUCAACCAGAAAAUGAAAAAUUUAGAAGAAGGUUGGAAGAGAUCCAGAACAAAAAUGAUCAAACGGAACAAGAAUCCGAAAAACUUAAAGAAUAUGAAAAACUUCUGUUGCAAAUUAAUGAAACUCUUAAACAAGAAUACGAUAAUUUUAAAGAACAAGAAUAUGAAAGACUUAAAAAACUAAUGAAAAAUAUGGAGAUAUUUAUUGAUCCUGAAGAAAAACAACAAAUUUUGGACAUUAUCGGGACUCUUGCACGAGGAGUUAGGGGUGGUUGGUUUCAAGAGUCACGUGUUGCUAUUGUGAUGUGUCAACUAGGGACUCUUGUUAGUGAUCUAGACAACUUAAUUAAAAAACUAAUACAAGAUUUUAAGGAUCUUGUAUUAGGAGGUGAAGCAAAAUCAUUCGCGAAAAUAUGCAUCUCAUCGUUGAAAAAGUCCCAUGAACUAUAUGUGGAAGGACAUGUUGAUACAAUGAAUGGAACAACAUCACUUGUUCGUCUCUGCACAAACGCCUUGCAAUUACGAGAGACCAUUGAUAAAACAACGCGCAAGAUUGUCGACUAUUUUGUCGAUUUACAUCGUACAGGAAUUUUGUAUACUACAUCAAUAAUAACGAAAUUCAAAGUACUCGAUAAAAAUGAGGAAGUUAUGAAAGCAAUCAAGUUCUUCAAAAUUUUAAGCAUGAUGGUAGGAGGAAUGAAAGUGAAAGAUGCUCAACAAAUAUAUUCAAUUCUUCAACAAGAGAUGAAUACUCAUGAGGUUCACCCAUCAGAACUGGAUAAACAAUGGGAACCUUACUAUUUAUAUGUGCAGAAGCUUAGUAACAUAAUGACGAAAGGAGGGGUUAGAAUAGAUAACUCCGCUGGUGAUCCAAGUAAAAGACGAUCUGCCAACAAUACUAAAAAUCGACAAUCUUUGAAACGCAAUGCAAAGCAUGAUGAGCACAUUGAUUCGAACUCGGAGAAUCAAGAAAAUUAUGAAGGGAUUGUUACUUCUACGAAAGAACGUAUCGGGAUGUCUUCAUUCAAUGUUGAAGAUACGAAUAAUUCUUUAGUUAACAGCAAUGAAAAGCCGACAGGCAAUAAACGGUCUGCACCAAUUGAUGAUGAUGAUGAGAAUUUAAGGUCUCCAAAGAAAAGAAAGCCUACAAAUAACAGAAGACGACAUGAUAAGGAUGAAGAGGAGGCCAGUAAUGAAGGAAAUGAACUGUCAGGAAGUGAUGAAAGUUUUCAAAGUCUGACAGAUGUUCGCACCAAGAAGAAAAUACGACGAUAA
Rhizophagus irregularis DAOM 181602=DAOM 197198 is the source of this 1353-nucleotide messenger RNA. The record is from RefSeq and is a predicted model, not a curated record. Lineage: Eukaryota; Fungi; Glomeromycota; Glomeromycetes; Glomerales; Glomeraceae.